UCUGAACAUAACAAGCUAUGGGUGAAACACACUAGUCUGUGUCAUUAGCAUCCCAGUGGACACAGCUAUGUCAAGGUAUUGAAAGAACGUGAAUACACAAAUGCUUGAUAUACAGACCCAGCAUGGAGCUGAAUAUGCUGUAUGUUGGAUCUAGACACUCAGUUGUCUUUCUGGCGCUUCUGGCAAUUGGUCCGGCAUUGUCCACCGACCACAUGCACAUUGACUACGAAUGUGACAGCUCUGGAGUUAUGACGGCUGUCAAUCCUGAUCCGGAAAUAUUAAAGUCGGCAACGGCUGGGCAAGGCACUACAAUUUGUAACACCACACUCAGCAACAACGGCAGUACCAUAAUUAUAAGUGGCUGUAGUAAGGACGAUACAGUGUUACUAACACUGAGUAACAGGGAAACGUCGGGUGACGGAAUCAUAGCAGGCGGAGAGACGCACACCUUUGCUUUGUUCUGCGAGGAUGUAGAUGAAGUUAUUUUUUCACAUCAGGUCGACUUUGUCGUGCCCAACGAGAUAUCCGCGACCACCGAAGAGCCCGAUGAGACCGUUACGUCUGUGACGCAAUCUCCGGUGACCCCUAGAUUCGGACUGACGACGAGCAUUAUGAACGCGGCUAGGGAUGCCGUAUUACAGCAAGCCGUUCUCGGUCAAAGCAUAGUGUGGACAAUAUCUGGACCAAGUACUUAUGAUUUGCUCCCAGUAAGUUGUUUUGCGUACGCGGGGACUACCGCGGGAGGAGCUACGUCCGUGGAACUCAUAAACUCACUCGGGUGUUCAGCGAUUAUCUUUUUCCCCAAGUUCGUGUCAGCGAAUAAUGCAGCCAUGUGGGAAGUGUUUUCGCCAUUUCCGGCUUUCAAAUUUGUCGUCAGCGACUACGUAACGUUUGCUUGCGACGUGAAAGUGUGUCGCCGAGGAUCAGCAAAAUGCAGCACGACUUGUGGCAAGCGGCGGAGAAGAACUGCACGCGCUGUUCAAUCUUCUGAGACGUCAAUGAUCAGUGACAACGUUCGCUGGCCUCGUGAAUUAAAUGCCCGCAGCGUCGGAACGGAAGACUUUAGUAUCGUAGUGGCUCAUCUCCGUAUAGCCGAGUCCGGCGGGAGUCGCGUUGGUCUAUCUGCAGUGAUUAUCCUGUUUGCCAUCGGAAUGGGCUCUAUUCAGUGACUCCGAUACUACGAGUGUUAAAAUGUAUAUUUGUGUCUUGUUCUGAAACAACUGGCCAUAAUGGACGACACUUACGAACAUGCAUUAUGACCAGCCUUCACAGAACAAGACACAUUUAAAAAUAGAGGAACAGACGGAUUUACCUUCUUAUGAAAUGGAGUAAUAUACAAAUAGUAUAUCAUUAAUUAAUAAAAAUAGCAUGCAAGAUGCCAUCAAUUUCUCAA
This is a messenger RNA of Dreissena polymorpha, 1393 nucleotides long. RefSeq lists its product as uncharacterized. Bases 123 to 1169 code for a protein of 348 amino acids. The transcript is spliced from 11 exons. Lineage: Eukaryota; Metazoa; Mollusca; Bivalvia; Myida; Dreissenidae. The record is from RefSeq and is a predicted model, not a curated record.